Messenger RNA from Nothobranchius furzeri (turquoise killifish), 6819 nucleotides. RefSeq names its product RAD54 like 2 (gene rad54l2). Gene Ontology annotation, cellular component: nucleus. The record is from RefSeq and is a predicted model, not a curated record. NCBI's taxonomy places the organism in Eukaryota, Metazoa, Chordata, Actinopteri, Cyprinodontiformes, Nothobranchiidae. Gene Ontology annotation, molecular function: ATP binding; ATP-dependent chromatin remodeler activity; ATP hydrolysis activity.
CUCGUGAAACAAACGGAACAAUUUUACAGCUGUUCAUUAAAUUUGCUUGAGUGUAUUAUACUUAUGGCGGUAUUUCAAUUAUUUAAUCCGAUUUUGUAAAACAAUAAUUAAAAAAAGAAUCGGGAACCUUAGUUUGAGUUCUUGCUGUGGGGGUAACUUUUAUGGUCACACUGGAAAAAAUGUAAAUUUGCAACGUUUAUUAGUUCGUUUACAUACAUUCUACACCUUUUAGUUGCAUGCUUGAUAUGUGCACAAAUAAUCAUACUUUUUGAUCAACACAACACGCAGAAGUGAAAGCUCCUAAUGAAGGUCCGUAGGUAAUACAUCUGACAGCCUUGCAAGACAACAUGUCUGAAGAGGCCAUUUCAGAAAGUGACUUGGAGGCCAGCUUUGACAGUGAAGAAGAGUGUAUGGAAAAUGAGGAAGAGGAGGACAGUGAGAACAUGGAGGAUGAUGACGAUGAAAAUGAUGAAGACGACAAAGAUGGUGAUGAUGAACUCUCACCAUGUCUUAUUCAAGACCGCCCUUCAAGUGCCCAGAGCCAAGCAGAUGGGACUCGGGACGAUGGGGACUCCAGUUCGGCUUCCUCUGAAGACCUUUCCUCUGAGCCUUCGUCCCAGCCUGCAUCUCGUCCAUCCUCCCGAGCUCCCUCCAGACCCUCCUCCCGUUCUCAGGCUCCCACCAGCCCAGAGCUCUCCAGCCAGAGUAAGCCAACUUCCAGUAAAAGAAAGAAAAAAAAAUCCUCUAAAUUAGCCAAAUCAUCAAAGUCUUCAAAAGGCUUCAAACCUUCCAAGCUUUCCAAACCCCACAAGCUCCACAAGCCUGCACAUAUGAGGAAAAAUAUCAGGAAGCUGCUGAAGGAGGAUCAGCUGGAGGCAGGAACUAAAGCAGCUCAGCAGGAGGAGAUGGAUAGGAGGAAACGACUGGAGCAGCAGAGGAAAGAAUUCCCCACACAAGCACCUGUUCUCCUAGAUUCCCAACUAGUGAAAACGGCGGCUUUACUUGCAGAAGUUUCUCACUUGGUUCCUGUUAACCAGUCAGAUGUUAUCUGUCUGGACAGCAGCGGUGAGGAAGAUGAAAAAGCGGAGUCAACUUUACCUGCGCUUGCUAUUAGAGAUGACGUGAUCGAGCUCAGUUCGGGUGAUGAGGACGCCAUGCAGAUAAGCAGCGACGAGGAAGCUGAUGGUCCCACUGGCUCAGAGGAGAGCAGUGGCGCACACAUUAAUGACUCGCUGAACAUGCCUGAUGCCCAGGGACGAGUGCUGGUGAAUAUUAACCACCCACCAGAGGAGAAGGACAUUUACCUCGCCCCACAGCUGGCCAGGGCCGUCAAACCUCACCAAAUCGGUGGAAUCCGGUUUCUCUAUGAUAACCUCAUCGAGUCUCUGGAUCGGUACAGCACCAGCAGUGGCUUUGGCUGCAUCCUGGCUCACAGCAUGGGCUUGGGGAAGACACUGCAGGUCAUUUCCUUCAUUGACAUCCUUCUGAAGAACACCGAGGCACUCACCGUGCUGGCCAUCGUCCCUGUGAAUACUCUUCAGAACUGGUUGACAGAGUUCAACCUCUGGCUGCCCCCCCAGGAUGCCCUGCCAGCCGACACUGACCCUAUGUUUCUCACCGGACGCACAUUCAAAGUUCACAUUCUCAAUGAUGAGCACAAAUCCACAGUGGCCAGGGCCAAGGUUGUGGAGGAGUGGUCAAGAGACGGAGGUGUGUUGUUGAUGGGUUAUGAGAUGUACCGCUUGCUGACUAUGAAAAAGAGCUUUGUGAUGGGGAAGAAGAGGAAAACUAAGAAGGCUGCUGGACCGGUUAUCAUUGACCUUGAUGAAGAGGAUCGACAGCAGGAACUUAUGAAAGGAAUUGAAAAGGCCAUAUCCCGGCCUGGUCCUGAUGUGGUGAUCUGCGACGAGGGCCAUCGCAUCAAGAACUACCACGCCAGCACAUCGCAGGCACUGAAGAACAUCCGCUCCCGGCGCCGGGUGGUUCUGACCGGUUACCCGCUACAAAAUAACCUCACUGAAUACUGGUGCAUGGUGGACUUUGUCAGGCCGGACUUUUUAGGCACUCGCCAGGAGUUCAGCAACAUGUUUGAGCGUCCCAUUCUGAACGGUCAGUGUGUGGACAGCACGCCACAGGAUGUCCGCCUAAUGCGCUACCGAAGUCACGUGCUGCACAGCCUGUUGGAGGGUUUUGUUCAAAGACGAGGCCACGAUGUGCUCAGAGGGCAUCUUCCGAACAAGGAGGAGUUUGUGAUCUUGGUGCGGCUCUCGCCCAUUCAGAAGGCGCUCUAUACGGAGUUCAUGAGGCGCUUUCGAGAAGCAGGGAACAGUGGCUGGCUCAGUCUCAACCCACUCAAAGCCUUCUGCGUUUGCUGCAAAAUCUGGAACCACCCAGAUGUCCUCUAUGAAGCCUUGCAGAAGGAGAAUCAGACCAAUGAGCAGGACUUGGACCUGGACGAAAUCACCUCCUCCAGUAACCCUCGCUGCCCCGCUCCCAGCUCUGAUCUGAAGGCCAAAUCGGACUCCAGCAACAGCAAAGUCAACAACAGCCUGCCACCACUCAAUGUGUCUCAAGAUCGGGCCAGUCAGGUCAUCACGUACGAAUGGGCGAAGGACAUAAUGUCAAACUACCAAGCGGGAGUUCUGGAGAACUCUGCUAAGAUGGUUCUGCUCUUCCACUUGAUCGAGGAAAGUGUCAGGAGGGAAGACAAGAUUCUGGUCUUUAGCCAAAGCUUGUUCACCCUCACAGUUAUCGAGGACUUCUUAUCGAAGAGACCCAUUCCCCAAAGCAGCGCGUCCGCUGACGGCCAGAACCACAACUGGGUUCGCAACCUCAAUUACUACAGGCUAGAUGGAAGUACAUCAUCUUCAGAGAGAGAACGACUUAUCAAUCAGUUUAAUGAUCCGGAGAACAAGACAGCAUGGGUGUUCCUGCUCUCUACCAGGGCGGGCUGUUUGGGGGUAAAUCUGAUCGGCGCCAGUCGGGUUGUUGUGUUCGACACAUCUUGGAACCCCUGCCACGACGCCCAGGCAGUUUGUCGCGUGUACCGUUACGGUCAGAGAAAACCCUGCAACAUUUACCGCCUGGUCUGUGACUUCACGCUGGAGAAGAAGAUCUACGACAGGCAGAUCUCCAAGCAGGGCAUGUCGGAUCGCGUGGUCGACGACUUGAACCCAGUUCUGAACUUUACUCGUAAAGAAGUGGAAUCGCUUCUACAUUUUGUAGAAGAGGAGCCCGAGGCAGAAAAAAUCUCAAAAUCCCGUGAAAGCGUAGAGCCGGUCAUUAAUAGAAUCUGUGAGCUCUACCCGAACCUCAUCACCAAGGCACCUUUCCACCACGAGUCACUGCUGGUGGAUCGUAAGGAGUCAAAACUCACCAAAGCAGAGAAGAGAGCAGCGAAGAAGAGCUAUGAGGAUGAGAAACGAGCCUCCGUACCGUACUCUCGCCCGUCAUACGCUCCCUAUUACCCCACGAGUGACCAGGAUCUGGCAAGCAUAGCAGCCUUUAACCAACAUGGCUGGCGCCACCUAAACCGACCAGACGACAAGCCCGUAGCGAGCGUCCGACCCACCCAAUCAACACCGAUCCCAAUGAUCCCUCGCCACGCCCGCAUGGGAAUGUCUGGCUCCAGCCCUGCAGGAAGCCUACCUCUCAACUUUCUGCAGAAAGCCGGCGUUUAUGUGCAAAGGAUCGUCACCUCAGCUGAUAUUAUUUUCCCUGGAUCCAACAGCACAACAGAUGUUCAAGCUCGCAUUCCUGCUGGAGAGAUUAUCCACGUAAUCAGGGGAUCUAAAGGUUCUUACAUCAGGACAAAAGACGGAAGGAUCUUUGCUAUUCGAGCUGGAAAACUCAGCAGCCCAAUAACGGGGGGCACUUCUGCUUCAAGAGACAGCCAGGGCUCCUCGGUCCAGUCCAUCAGUAAUGGCUGCUCGUCGCCUGUCGAUCCUCAGCAGUGUUCUCCUGACCCUGACCAACAGGUGUCCUCUCCUUCCAACUCUGAGAUCCUCAGGGAGCUCAGCCACUACACCUCACCCCCAGGUGAUCUGUCGUCUGAGAUGGGGAACAAACCGGCAGACGUUCCAUCUGGGCCCACAGGAGAGGGAGGAGGCCCGCAGACCGGUAAUCUCAGGAGGGAGAUCAGCGAUGACCUCCUGACUUCAGUGUUGGAGAUGCGAGGCAAAAAACGCAAGCACAGUGACAUCCAGGGCAACGCACAGAUCGGAGGCAAUCACGCUUCGGCCGCAGCUCAUUUCCCUGGACUGUCCAUGGGUUCAGGUGGACUUAGUUUUCCACCUGUGGGUCUGAACUCUUCAUCCCUUCUGGGGAACUUAGGCCACAUGAGCCAACCACUUCUAAUGGGUGGUGGCGGGUCGUCGUUUCUUCAGAAUCCGGGGCAAACGCUGGCCGACCUACAGUCCAUGUUCCCCUCAGCAGGCACGGACUUACUGAGACAACCUGCCACAGGGAACAGCCACCUUCCCGUCCCUUCCUCGUCCUCUGCUUUCUCCUCUGCGUCCACCACUAUUCCCAUGCCAUCUAUGCCCUCGGCAGGAACUUCCUCCUCCCUCAUAUCCGGUUCUUUGCCUCCAUACCUAAUGAACCCCAACAUGGCCGGUCUGCUUUCAUCGAGUUUCCCUCUGAGCUAUAAUCAGCCGCUGCUUUCCUCAUCGAGGAUGUUCCCCCCGUCUCUCCUCUCUGCAUCAGGGGGGUUCCCCACCCCUAACUCCAACUCUGCUGCAUCUGGGUACCUGCCACAGUUUACCAACCCCACCUCCAGCCUGCUGGGGUCUGCUCUGACCCAACCAGACAGACAUCCGAGUACAGCAAACGGAGGGGACAGUUCUGAUGAUGAUGUCAUAGAGGUUAUGGGACAAUAAUGUUUCACAAAUCCCAUCAGUGAUGGGAAUCAUUCUACAAGCAAAUGUAAAAAAUCUGAUUGAUAAGUACAAAUCUAAAAACGUACAAAUGAAUUCAAUUUUGUUCAUCUUGAGGAUCUACAUCAUCCAACUCCUAUUCCUGAUGCGCUCAUCAAACACAGACUCUCCUCUGCGGGUGAGAGAAUCUUGUAACCCAACGACUAAAGUCAAGAGGAACACAAAUCCGUAUGCUGAAUAAAAUCUGAAGGGUUUUCAGCUGGAGCAGCAGAGCGGUGGGAUCUGACGUUUGCCGUACGAGGACCAGCUGAAUCUGCGCACAGCCCCUUCUGCUAGAUUUUUACUCAAGAGUCGCCGUGUUGAUGGUCUGAUGCUAGAUUUUCUGGAAAGCUGUGAGCCACUGUACGUUCGAACACUAAGGGUUGCAGAUCGGUGAAGAGCAAAUCCACAGUGGGGACUCCUGGUGUUCGUCAAAACCACAAUAUACAAAAAACCCUUGAAGGCUGACCUUUUAAACGUAGAUCUGGGGUAUUCAGAGCAUAUUUUAGUGUUUAGAGGUUUGAUAGACACCGUAGCACCCCCCCCACCCCACCACCCCCACCCCCAUUAAGCAACCCAUGUGACUGUAACUCAAAAUGUUCAUACUUUGUAAAUAACAGCCUUUAUCAUUGUUUAUAUUUCAAGUCAAUACUGUGCAGUGUGUAGGUUUAUGGUCGUAGGGAGAUGUAGUAUUGCAGUAACCAUGACGAUAAAUGCACCCACACACCCAAAAUAUGUUUGGUUUUAUAUUAAUGAGUUUGCUUCUCUUAAAACUCAAACGAAUGUACUUUCAUGUUAACCUCUUGCCGGCACAGGGACGAGACGAGGAUUCAUAACUGUGUGCUUUUCGUUUUUAGCCUUAAAUAAAACAAACGUUCUUGAGUUUGAGCUUUUAUAUCUAGUACUGACUUGAUCCCGUGGUUCUGGUAAAAGCAGCAAGGCAGAAAUGUUACCAGCUCAUAUACGUUUGACACCUGACAGAAGUUUCCCCUUGUUCUUUAAUAUGUUGAUUUAACCAUUUAUAGUCUAUUUCUAGAAACUCACUGAGAACAAAAUAACUAGAACAUCAGCACAAUCUGAGAAGAACCUGGACUUGUAGCCACCAACCAUCGCAGCAGAAGUGUGUGAUUUGUCACUGAAGCUGCCGGUGACCGUGGAGCACCCUGCUGAGCUAAGCUGAUGCGGUGGCCUUAAGCUGACGGUGCCGUUUUGUGACACCCCCCACCCCCCUUUAGACGCAGUGCCGUGUGAGUAGCUUUUGUCAGUUCGUGUAGGCAUGCGUUGCUUCUGGGAGUUUAGGUGCUGUUUUCUGUAGAUGUUUGUGUGUUGUCACAACGCCUUAAGGUGUUUAGAUUUAAGAAUUCCCUCCCCUCUGUUGGUAACUUAGGCUAGACGCAGUGAUUAUUUGCCUUUAGAGAACACUGGAUGGGCUGAGACAACAGGUCAUUCCCUGUAGUUACUUUAUGCUUAGAUUUGUUUGCUACUGGCUCCUCAGUCUCUGCUGCUUCAUUUCCAUCAAGGAUUUUAUGAUUUGGUUUAAACUUGAAGCAAUUUGUAAAAGAAUCAUUUCAGCAGAUGAGCUGUAAAAAGUACACACCUACGCCAUGUCCUCAUUCUUAAUGUUUUCAUUCAGCUGCAGACACCAAAUCUUUUGUUUCCUCCUCUAUUAAUGUUCAUUAUUUGUGUCUCAAACCAACUGAAAGUCACAUCCCUAAUUAUGAUUUAACUGUCUGAAACAUACUUAUUUAUAAUGUGUUUUUGUAACAGCUAUUUUUUUUACCUUCUGUUCACUUUGAUCCAUUAUUGGCUGAUUCAGUAAGAAUUUCAUAACUGCGGCCAAAAUCAAAGUAAAAUAACUUAAAAUGUGAUAUUAAUGUUAUUUGAACAAUAAAACACGUCUAUUGCA